ACUUCCUGAAAUCUAUUCAUACUUUCAGAAGGAAAAACCUAGUUUAACACAUCUUUAACCCUAGAUCCUCUGCUUUCAAACCCUACCUUGUGAACCAAGCAAAACUCACCUUUGAUCACUAUGUCUGGUUUAUGUUUCAAUCCGUUUCAUCUACGUUGGUCUCUAAGAUCCAAACUACCUCCAGAGCCAUCCCUUCCGCCUUUACCAUCUAACCCGUCUUCCUCCAAAACCAACCGGUAUGCAGAAGCGGAGACGAUGGAGAAGAAGAGAUUCGACAGUAUGGAAUCUUGGUCGAUGAUCCUCGAGUCCGAGAACGUGGAGACAUGGGAAGCUUCUAAAGGCGAAAGAGAGGAGUGGACCGCAGAUCUUUCGCAGCUAUUUAUCGGAAACAAAUUUGCUUCCGGAGCACACUCUCGAAUUUACAGAGGGAUCUACAAACAACGAGCCGUUGCCGUGAAGAUGGUGAGGAUCCCAACACACAAGGAAGAGACAAGGGCUAAGCUCGAACAACAGUUUAAGUCCGAGGUUGCUCUGCUUUCUCGUCUCUUUCACCCUAACAUCGUUCAGUUCAUUGCGGCGUGCAAGAAACCGCCCGUAUACUGCAUCAUAACAGAGUACAUGUCACAAGGAAACCUCCGAAUGUACCUAAACAAGAAAGAGCCUUACUCGCUUUCAAUCGAGACCGUACUUAGACUGGCUCUAGACAUCUCAAGAGGAAUGGAAUAUCUUCACUCGCAGGGCAUGACUCCCGUGCAAGCCGCAUUCGCAGUAGCUGAAAAGAACGAGAGACCACCUUUGCCGGCGAGCUGUCAACCCGCGCUAGCUCACCUAAUCAAGAGGUGUUGGUCAGAGAAUCCGUCGAAGCGGCCAGACUUCUCAAAUAUAGUGGCUGUGCUAGAGAAGUACGACGAGUGUGUCAAAGAAGGACUGCCUUUGACGUCACACGCAAGCCUAACAAAGACAAAGAACGCGAUUCUUGAUCGCCUUAAAGGCUGUGUCUCAUCCAUAAGCUCACCAUUUUCUUCAUCCUCUGUCCCUGUAAAUGCCUAGUAGUCCACACUUGUUUUUAGUAUCAUAACCCUCUCUCGUUCCAAAGUUUACAAUUCUUCAUUUUCUUUCACUAGUUAUUUGAUUGUAUAUUGCAUCUACGUGAUGUUAUGAUUUGAUAUACACGUAUUUAGGCUAAUUAAUUUUUAUGAUACAU
Arabidopsis arenosa is the source of this 1204-nucleotide messenger RNA. Lineage: Eukaryota; Viridiplantae; Streptophyta; Magnoliopsida; Brassicales; Brassicaceae. The record is from the annotation of a GenBank genome assembly.